AUUAAUACCGUCCAAUGAGAUUGAUAGUUCGGCGGUUGACUUUACAUACUUUAAUUGGUAAGACAUUCUCCAAGUGAAUGGAAUAAGAAAUUUCUCAAGUUGUUGGAAUAACCCGUGAUUGAUCCUAGCGUAAGCCAAUGAUCUCGGAAACUGUCACGAGAGACGGGCGGAGGAGAGAAUUGACACCGCGAUCAUACGUAAAUGAUAACCAAUAUAUAAUUCAUAGACCCUUUAACAGCGAGCACAAUACAGAAUAUAGAGCAGCAGUGGCGAGAAGUCGGGAGUGGGGCGAACAUUCUCCUUACGUAAUGCUGGCGUUCUACACGAUCCUAUCGCUGCCAUUUUACAUCGCUAUUGUCGGAACUUUGGUGCUUAGUUUGAUUGUGUACUUGAAGAGUUUUUUGUGCUCCCCGGAUAUACUUCCGAAACUUUUCUACAAGGAAUCAACUUUAGCAACUCAUAUACUGAAAAGGUGCAAGUUCAAGACGAGGUCGUUUUCGCCAUCGCCGUGGAUAAAGAAUCGCCACAUUCAAACUUUCCUCCCAUGGAUCAUUCCGCAUAAUUGCAAAUGUCAGUUUGACAGAGAAUAUCUUCAACUGAGGGAUAAGGGUGUCGUGGCACUGGACUGGGUGACAAAUAUCAACAUUCCAAUGAAGAAAAAGCGAACGGUCAUCCUCAUUAUUCCCGGACUAACUGGUGACGCAAUUAGUGUUUCAUCAUUAUGUGACGCAGCAACAUGCAGGGGAAUGCAAUGUGUUGUUUUUAACAGAAGAGGACAUGGGGGUACUUUUCUAACUACACCUAAAUUACAAAGCUACGGCGACCCAUCUGAUCUUCGUCAAGUUAUAAAAUAUAUCCAUGACAGAUGUCCCAAAACGCUAAUAACAGUGGUGUCAUUUGGAUCUGGUUGUGACUUAUUUCUUUCCUACCUCGGGGAAUUCGGGUCGUCUGCUCACAUUUGUGCAGGAGUAUGUGUUUCACCGUGUUUCGAAAUGAAUCAACGAUCGUCUGACAUUUUCUCAGGGAUUUAUAAAAUAUUUGCGCUUCUAUACAUGAAAUAUAUCAUUUGGAAACAUGCUCGAGCCCUCAGUAACGUCAUAAACGUGCCCGGUGCUCUAUGCUCAUGGUCACUCAAAAAGUUUGACAGCCAUGUUUUCUUAAAAAUGUUUGGGUCUGAAGACAUGGACGAAUUUUAUGAAAGGAACAACCCUCUGAGGGAUGUAGACGAUAUAUCUGUGCCAUUGAUCUUUGUAUGUAGCUUGGACGAUCCUGUGUACUGCACGAACUCCAUUCCACACGACUUGUUCAAAUAUUACCCUAACUUUUUUAUGUUAACCCUAGAAAGGGGAGGUCACUGUGGGUUUAGGGAGAAAAUGGCAUCGGUUUCAUGGGCAGAUAAGAUUUCGUUAGAUUACUUAGAAGCCAUACUAGAAUUUACCAUUAAGGGGUAUAGAAUUAAUUACCAGAGGAACCCCGCGCGUUCCACUAUUUGAUAAACAUCGGCACGUGCUAAAUACUCCUGUCAAAAAAAAUUUGUGCAAACCACAGAAGACGAUUUCAAAUAUGUGGAUGUACUUCAUCUUGAUCAAAAUAUCUUCAGAACUACAUGCAGCUCGUUUCUCUGUACAGCAGAUAAUUAAUCACGACAAAUUAUAGAGAUUUGUAUGAAAGUGUAUUAAAAGGCAAUGAAUCACAACUUUCGUGACGUAUAUCGACAUUUAUAGGGUAAAAGUAACUGUCAGCUAGCUCAGAUAAUAUACGAAUACUUUUGUUUAAUUAGUAACCUUGGAAAGAUCAAGGGAAGUUAGAAAAAAAAUCCAAUCCCGUCGAUCAAAUUACAAAGAUACUGCUCAGAAUUUUAGGAAUCAACUGAUAUUAAAGUAUCAGCAUAGAGAUAAGUGUAUUGAUUCAGACAGAAUUAGGGAGGUGCUUAUCAAUAAGGAAGGGGGAAGAUCUGGAAACAGACCGAGACCGUAUCUUCACUACUAACAUUCCCACAAUGUAUUCUUCCGCGCUACUACUUGUGUUCUUUUUAUUUAAUUAAAAAUUUACAUAUGUU
Molecule: messenger RNA, 2059 nt
Organism: Ostrea edulis (European flat oyster)
Lineage: Eukaryota; Metazoa; Mollusca; Bivalvia; Ostreida; Ostreidae
Product: protein ABHD15-like
Exons: 1
Coding region: 138-1493 (451 amino acids)
Molecular function (GO): short-chain carboxylesterase activity; monoacylglycerol lipase activity
Source: RefSeq, a predicted model, not a curated record